ACACACCUCGUAGUGUUGUGGUUAGCACACUCUAAGCCAACCGAGAAAGCCCGGCUUCAAGUCCCGGGGGCGGCGAGGCAAAUGGGCUUGCUUCUUGAUGUGUAGCCCCUUGUUUACCGAACAGCAAGUAGUACGGGAUGUAACCUGAAUGGCUAUGUGUAUCGUAACACACGCCUGUCAUCCAUACACCUGUCAUUCAUGCAUCUGUAAUCAAUACUUGUCAUAUUCACCUGUCACAAUUACGCUCGUUUUUCAUAUACCUAUCAUCCAUACACCUGCCUUCCACUUUCCUACUAUCUGUUCACCUCUUUUUUAUAUACCUGUCAUCCAUACACCUAUAAAUACACCUAUCCAUACACCUAUAAAACAUACACAUCCACACAUUGUUAGUCAUCUUUUCAAACCAGAGCUGUAUAGUUUAUCUUUCUUUUAGUGCAGACAGAUUUCUGUAAUGAGUUUAAUUUCUAACAAAUAGACCAAUAACAAUUAAAGUACUUGAAUAAAUCUAAAAGAAACCCUGCUUUUAAGAAUUCCACUCCACGCACACGAGAGGCAAACGUUUGCGAGUAAAACGAGAAGAGUCGUGUUUAUUCCGCUGUCCAGUUCCUUUCAGUGUUCGUCUUCCACUAAACACUCUAUACACACACUUACCUGCCGCAUGUGUGCCGUGGGGGGAGGAGCAGGCUGUGAGGGGUCGGGGGAGGAAGGGGACGAGAAACAUAAAUAUUGGGCUGCAGCAGCCACCAGCAUCAUUCCAGCACCAGCUUUGCUCUAACUACCUUACCUGCCUGCCUGCCUACAGAGCAAGUGUGUCCACAGCCAGCUGUCUGUCUGCACACACACACACACACACACACACACACACACACACACACACACACACACACACACACAGUCUCUGACCAACACUUGAAGGUUUGUACAAAGAACACAAUCACUUCACCUCAGGGUUACAAACAAACAACAAACAACAGCAAACAGUCAAUGCUUUUGACCACUAAGGACAGAGAGGCCUUCCCCUUCCCGCCUCCCGCCACUCCCUCCCAGACAGUGCCUGCAGCCUCCCCCCCAGCCACCCCCUCCUGACGUAGCUUCUUCUCCUGCAGGAUGCGCAGCGGUGUGUUCGUGGCCGUGCUGGUGUUGGUGGUCCUCGCUGCCUUCCUUACCCAGGGGCAGGAGCUUCAUGUUCCCGAGCGUGAGGCCGUUGCCACCUUGGCGGCACGCAUCCUGAAGGUGGUCCACGGCCCGCAGGAGGCCGCCGCAGGUCUCCCUCACAAGCGCAACUCUGAACUCAUCAACUCGCUGCUCGGCCUCUCCCCACUGAUGAACGAGGCCGGCAGACGGUGAUGGGCGAGCCCUUCGCCCCUUCCCUGCUGCAGGCUGAGGCGGGUCGUCGCCACCCUGCUGCAGGCCUGUCCCUUCCAUCACGCCUCGCAUCACAUAUUUAAAGAAUAAACUUUAUAUUUU
Molecule: messenger RNA, 1467 nt
Organism: Scylla paramamosain (green mud crab)
Lineage: Eukaryota; Metazoa; Arthropoda; Malacostraca; Decapoda; Portunidae
Product: pigment-dispersing hormone 2 peptides-like
Exons: 2
Coding region: 1108-1347 (79 amino acids)
Source: RefSeq, a predicted model, not a curated record